Molecule: messenger RNA, 1647 nt
Organism: Lotus japonicus
Lineage: Eukaryota; Viridiplantae; Streptophyta; Magnoliopsida; Fabales; Fabaceae
Exons: 1
Coding region: 1-1647 (548 amino acids)
Source: RefSeq, a predicted model, not a curated record
AUGGUCAUUGGCGGGGCGACCGACGCUAUGAAAUGUAGAUUGUUACCUUCAACGUUUAAAGGCGUGGCUAUGACUUGGUUUAUCAAACAACCUCCAUAUUCCAUUUCAAACUUCACUGAUUUGUCAACUAAGUUUUUAACACAGUUUUUGGCCAAUCAAGCACAAAAGGCAACCCCGACUGAUUUAUUCAAUAUUCGCCAACAGGUGGGCGAGCGUAUCAAAACAUACAUGACUCGAUUUAGCAGAGUUUCAGUGCAGUUAGAGGACGCCAGUCCGGAGGUAUGUGUGGCGGCCUUCAAAAAUGGGCUCAGGUGCGGCUCGUUGAACAAAGAUUUAACCAGAAGACCCACCAAAGACAUGAUGGAUUUGCGUGCACGGGUACAAGAAUUUAUCUUGGUUGAGCAGGACGAGCAAACUAAGAAGGAUAGAGACAACUGGCGGGCCCAACCAGAUGUUUCAGCUGAAAGGGGACGAGUUUCUAAGGAACAACGCCCCGCUCAAACACCGCGCCAACCAAGGCCCGCGCCUUACCGUUCAGGCAAACAGGGGCCACAAAGCAACACUUGGCAUCGCAACAGUCAACCUGCCUCGGCGAAUCAAGCGGCGCAGGGAGGAAAUGCUCCCGCUCAGGGUCAUCAAACCAAGUUGAAUGCCCUUCUCAGCGCAAUCCUGCGAGCAGUAGGGCAAACCAAUGUCGUCCAAUACCCGAGGCCACCUAGGCGACCUCCUGCGAACGUGGACACAACCAAGUGGUGUGAAUUCCAUAAGGCUAUGGGACACAAUACUGAUAAUUGUCGGACCCUGCGCAAGGAGAUUGAACGACUGAUCAAGGCGGGGCAUUUGUCUAACUUUGUCUUAGGAGAAAAUACACAAUCAGAGGCAGUCAAAACCACUGGCGGUGACUUGUCAAAAGGCAAGGAGGUAGUUGAGGAGUUGGGAGCACCCGCUGGGUCUUGCUCAUCAAUCGCUGGAGGAUUUGGCGGCGGGCGUUUAUCUAGCAAAGGAAGGAAAAGAUAUGUCGAGGCAGUAAACUCGGUGCACCAUGCUUACGAGGGGGAAUGUUGGCUGAACCACACUCCUAUUACUUUCUCGCCAAAAGAUUUUGAUCACGUGAUUUCGCAUGAUAACGAUCCAAUAGUGGUGACUCUGCGCGUGAAUAACUAUGUUACUAAGAAAGUUUUUCUGGACCAAGGCAGUUCUGCAGACAUCAUAUAUGGCGAUGCAUUUGAAAGAUUGGGAUUAAAGGAGUCAGAUUUAAAGCCAUAUACGGGGUGUUUGGUCGGAUUCACGGGCGAUUGGGCCAAAGUUCGAGGCUAUGUGGAAUUGGACACUGCUUUUGGCGAGGGGGAGUAUGUGAAGAAAUUCCAAGUAAAGUAUUUGGUUCUUCCAUGCAAGGCGACGUAUAAUGUGCUUCUUGGGCGCAAUACUUUGAACAAAAUAUGUGCAAUAAUCUCAACCGCCCACUUAACAAUAAAGUAUCCAGCUUGCAAUGGAAAGGUGGGGAUUUUGAGGGUGGAUCAAGAGGCCGCCCGGGCAUGUUACGCACAAAGUUUGGAACUUUAUGGUAAGAAGGCGGCCAAGGAAGCACAUCGCGUCACGGAAAUUUUUCCACAUGAAGAUUUUAAUUUGGAUCCCCGCGAUGAUUAA